UUGCGGAAAAUAACUCGUAAACGUUUCAGAAAUCAGAACAGGGUACGCUUCAAAGUCAAACAUGUAAGGUUUAGGUCUCAAGUUCUUUCCAAAUCUGAUACCAACCAACCUGGCUUCCAUUGUCAUCGAUGUCAAGUUUACUAAAUUAAUCUGUACUGGCGUCACAGAUUGUCUUACCUAAAUCCGUGUCAACACUUUUAACCUCGCCGGAAACCCUAUCAAAUUGUAAACCCUUGCUACUCCGUGCUUGCUUCUGUGUGUGUGUGUGUGUGUGUGAUUGCCGAUUGGAGCAGGAAGAUGGCGGUUCCGCAGGUGAAAUUCCCACUAUUCUUAUGCGUGCGGGUUCUAGGUGUAAUUGUGGCUGCUUUGGUUCUGAUAUGGAAUAUCAGCUAUAGAGGAGGAUUGGCUCUCAUAUCAGACGACAAAAGUCUCAUCUUCAAUGUUCAUCCUGUUCUGAUGGUGAUUGGCCUUGUUCUGCUGAAUGGGGAAGCCAUGCUAGCAUACAAAACAGUAACAGGAACAAAAAGUUACAAAAAGCUAGUGCAUCUCUCCCUCCAGUUCAUGGCAUUUCUGUUUGGCAUAAUUGGUUUAUGGGCUGCUUGGAAGUUCCACAAUGACAAAGGCAUCGACAACUUUUACAGUCUGCAUUCAUGGUUGGGGUUGGCUUGCUUAUUCCUAUUCACCAUUCAGUGGGGAGCUGGAUUUGUGACAUUCUGGUAUCCGGGUGGUUCAAGAAACAGCAGGGCAUCUUUGAUGCCAUGGCAUGUGUUCUUUGGAGUGUAUAUUUAUGUGCUUGCUGUUGCUGCUUGUGCUACUGGCUUGUUAGAAAAAGCUACAUUUCUUCAAACCAACAACAUAAUUUCACACUAUUCUGCAGAAGCAAUGUUGGUGAAUAUUUUAGGGGUUUUGAUUGUUUUGUUGGGUGGUUUUGUUAUUCUUGGUGUUAUAUCACCACCAAAUGGCAAAGGUGAUAUUCUUAGAGGAUCCGUAGAGUAAAUAAAUAGGAGUUGUAUUUGAUCCGUUUUUGGUUUUUCAAACUUGUGACUUUUUGAGUUUUGAGUGAGUAAUCAAUUAAGAAAUAUUAUACGCA
Molecule: messenger RNA, 1090 nt
Organism: Lactuca sativa (garden lettuce)
Lineage: Eukaryota; Viridiplantae; Streptophyta; Magnoliopsida; Asterales; Asteraceae
Gene: CYB-1
Product: cytochrome B561-1
Molecular function (GO): oxidoreductase activity
Source: RefSeq, a predicted model, not a curated record